This is a messenger RNA of Plasmopara halstedii, 1152 nucleotides long. Its product is annotated as axonemal dynein light intermediate polypeptide 1. The coding region runs from base 1 to 1152 and encodes 383 amino acids. The record is from RefSeq and is a predicted model, not a curated record. Lineage: Eukaryota; Oomycota; Peronosporomycetes; Peronosporales; Peronosporaceae. Gene Ontology annotation, cellular component: axoneme. Gene Ontology annotation, molecular function: dynein heavy chain binding. The transcript is spliced from 7 exons.
AUGUGCAUUCUACCCAAAUCUUGUAUUAAACAGUGGAAGAUGGGACGACUUUGUGAGGUUUACAUGAAUGAGCACACGAAAGGACGCAAAAGAGUGCUAGAAGACGAUGAUCCCGCCCCAGACUUCUUUAUUAAACGACCGAUUAAGGUUAGUAAAGAGCCACCAAGUGGUGAUGCACAAGGAUCAGGAGCUCCACCAGCACCCAAGCCGACAGUUUUUACAGGCACUUACUCUCAUGGUACUAAUCCAACUGAAGAUAUCUUGAACUCAAUUCUACCACCAAAGGAAUGGACAGAAGAUGGACAAUUGUGGGUACAGUACGUCUCGAGUACACCAGCAACGAGACUCGAUGUCGUGACUUUACAAGACCAAUUGGAUCUACGACUGCAACAGAGACAAGCUAGAGAGACGGGGAUCUGUCCUGUACGUGAAGAACUUUAUGCACAAUGUUUUGAUGAAUUGAUUCGACAAAUUACUGUCAAUUGCUCAGAACGUGGACUUUUAUUGCUUCGUGUCCGUGAUGAAGCUCGCAUGACAAUCGCAGCAUAUCAAACACUAUACGAAUCAAGUAUUGCAUUUGGAAUGCGUAAAGCGUUGAUGGCAGAGCAAAAGAAAAUGGAGACCGAGCAACAAAUUCGUACGUAUGAAGGAGAAUUGCGUGGCUUAACGUCGCAAAUUGAUGAAAUAAGCACGAAAUGUGAGGCAGUAGCACAACGUGAAGAUGAAAGAAAGAUCCAAGAUGAAAAAAAACAUCAAGAAGAAGUGGAUUCCUUGCGCAAGAAUAAUGAGCAAUUGAAAGCCAAUCUCGAGAUCAUGUUUGCAGCUUCUAAGAACCAGACGGUGUUUCUCGACGUACAGCUUGCGGAUACGUUCCUCAGUGUAAAAGAAAAGCUUGGAUUUAUUUUUCAUCUGCCAGCCUCGAGCAUUCAGCUCUGGCAAGGGCUAGAUCAGAAGGAAAGCAAGGAGCUUGUAGAUGCUGCAACGCUUGCGGAUCAUGAGCUACAGAAUGAUGCAAUUAUUUACAUGUGUUGGAAGAAAGAGAAUUCCGAUUCGUGGGAAGAUCUCAGUGUGACCAAAGUAGAUGUCAUUGAUACAGGCGAAGGCUCAAUCUCAGCCGGUGGAUCAUCCGCGAGUAAUAUGAAAGUUGAGUAG